Ailuropoda melanoleuca (giant panda) is the source of this 2595-nucleotide messenger RNA. RefSeq names its product caspase-6. The record is from RefSeq and is a predicted model, not a curated record. Gene Ontology annotation, biological process: positive regulation of neuron apoptotic process; apoptotic process; proteolysis. Gene Ontology annotation, cellular component: cytoplasm. Bases 1454 to 2245 code for a protein of 263 amino acids. Lineage: Eukaryota; Metazoa; Chordata; Mammalia; Carnivora; Ursidae. The transcript is spliced from 6 exons. Gene Ontology annotation, molecular function: cysteine-type endopeptidase activity.
GUGAUUAAAAGGAGAUGGAUCCUGGACCACUUUUGAAAAUGGACAGACAGUCCCUCUGCAUGCGGAGAGUAGGAAGUACUCCCAGUAGGUGGGGUGUGCGGUAGGAAGUAUUCCGGAAGAGCAGUGUGGGGAGGAAGAGGUUUCCUGGGUAGAACUGUGUGGAGGAGGAAGUCUCCCCAGAAGAACGGUGUGUGCGGGGGGAAGCAAGGUCGGGUAGAGUGUCCUAGUGGACGUGUAUCUGUCCGCGUGUCCCGGGUGCUGCACUGUCUCGCUGGGAGGAUUCCCCGUAGAGCAACACGGGGAGCAGGCCGUCUGGGGGAGCCGUGCGUGGAGCACAGAGGACCCCGGUAGCGCAGUGUGUUCCCAGGGCACUACCCCCGAGUAGAGGGGAGUCUGAGCGGGACGUGCUCCCCAGCAGAGCCGUGUGUGGAGGGCCCGACGCGGGCGCGUGGGGAGCGCCGGUGCGGGAGCGGGAGCGGCCGUGCCCGGUGCAGCAGUGGCGGGUGUACACCGUAUCCCGCAGGCAGGCGCGCCUGUUAAUAUUUAUUCCUUCUUUCCCUCCCUUUUGGGCUGUUGGGUUUAUCAGGUAAAAACAGUCAUGGGUGUCUGGGCCUUUCUUGUGGAAAAUGCUAGACUGUGCUGUCCAGUAGAGAAGCCAUUGGCCACAUGUGGUUACUGAAAUUGAAUUAAAAAUGGAGUUCCUUAGCCGCACGAGACCCAUUUCAAGUGCUCACCAGCCACCUGUGGCCCGUGGCCGGCAUCUAGGACAGCACAGGCGCAGAAGUCCAUCAGCAGAGAAAGUCUGCUGCACAGCACCGUUCUAAGGAGUAGAGGGGUCCAGUGAAGGGUGGCCUAGAGCGUGGGGAAGUCUGAUCACGGGUCCGGAACAGAAGGUCCCCAUCACGGGAUGGGUCGUAAGUGCACAUGUGCCAUUUGGGAGAUCCAAAAUUUAAGCCUUAGCCCUUGGCCCUUCUCUUCUCCAAACUUAAACGUCUUACAGGUCAUAGGGUAAUCCAGUAUUAUCCACACACUGUGUUUCAGUUUUCCAGUGUUUUUUAAUGCCUUUAAUUCCGUAUUUCAUUUGCGCUGGUCCCUAAUCACAGAACCAUGUUAAUGUAGGUAUAUUAUUUUAGAGUGAAUUCAUUUGCAUAGUAUUUUCUCCAUGUCUCUUGAUAAUACUCUUUUCCUAUUUUGCAAAUAAGAGUUCAGGGUGAGAAAGAAUUGAGCUGUUAAUUUAUAGUUCAUUUAUUAUUAAGCGGUUUCCCUUCCUUUUUCCCCCUUCUUUUCAUAUACUAUGACUUUUAAACCAAGCAAAACUCAAAGGGUUUAGAGUGUGGGAGUCCUGCUGUGUUUUACAAGUCAAAAAGUAAAUUAACAAAAUUCAACCCUUUUUUUUUUUUAAAUAGGUGAGGAACAAAAUGUGACAGAAACAGACGCCUUCCGUAAGAGUGAAAUGUUUGAUCCGGCAGAAAAGUACAAAAUGGACCACAGGAGGAGAGGAAUUGCUUUAAUCUUCAAUCACGAGCGGUUUUUCUGGCAUUUAAUGCUGCCGGAAAGGCGGGGCACCAGCGCGGACAGAGACAAUCUCACGCGCAGGUUUUUAGAACUAGGAUUUGAAGUGAAAUGCUUUAAUGAUCUUAAAGCAGAAGAACUACUGCUCAGAAUUCAUGAGGCAUCAAUCUCUAGCCACACGGAUGCAGAUUGCUUUUUAUGUGUUUUCCUGAGUCACGGCGAAGGCAAUCACAUUUACGCGUAUGAUGCCAAAAUUGAAAUUCAGACACUGACUGGCUUGUUCAAAGGAGACAAAUGUCAGAGCCUAGUUGGAAAACCCAAGAUAUUUAUCAUUCAGGCGUGUCGGGGAGACCAGCACGACGUGCCGGUGCUGCCGCUGGACGCCGUGGAUCACGGGGCGGGGCAGCCGGAGGCCAACGUCACCCAGGUGGACGCGGCGUCGGUGCACACGCUGCCGGCCGGCGCCGACUUCCUCAUGUGCUACUCGGUUGCGGAAGGUUAUUAUUCUCAUCGGGAAACUGUGAACGGCUCAUGGUACAUUCAAGAUUUGUGUGAGAUGCUGGGAAAAUUCGGCUCCUCCUUAGAGUUCACAGAACUCCUCACCCUGGUGAACAGGAAAGUUUCUCAGCGCCGAGUGGACUUUUGCAAAGACCCAAAUGCAAUUGGAAAGAAGCAGGUUCCCUGCUUUGCCUCAAUGCUAACUAAAAAGCUGCAUUUUUUUCCCAAAAUCUAAAUGAUAGGAACUAUUUUAUGUAUCUGUGUUCAAAACAUUUUUUUUAUAUCAGUAUCACUAGGUUGAAAUUUAUGAUACAGCAAUUUAACAUGUCUUAAAGGUUUAAUGAGAACUUUAAAAAGUUCAUAUAGAUAUUAGCAUGAUGAAAGGGUUUGAUAUAUGUGAAAUGAAAUCCUCAGGGAAUUACUGUAAAAAUCCACAAGCAUUUGUUAUACUUGAUUUUUAUAGUAAAUCACAAGGUUACUCAAAAUAUCUGGCUGAUUUAACUUGUAUUUUGUGAAGUUUCUUACAAAAGUUUUAUAAUGUUUUUAAAGGUUUUUGAAACCCAAGAAUUGUUUUCCCUUAAUAAA